AUUUUAUCUGCAGACAGCAGCGGGUGAGGUCAUUUGGGGACAGAGGAAGAGACCAUGAAGCCGUUUGGAGCGACUGAAGCCAACCGAAGACCCAGAUACAGAAAAACAUGUUUGUGCUUUUCUGCAGGACUGUUCUCCGUCAUUUUGAAGAUGUUCAUCUUGUUGACUGCAUCUCAUCUACAGACGAAACACGUUGAAGCUGUCCAGGUUGGAGAUGUGGUUGUGAUGUUUGGAUCCUCCGCCAUCUUACCCUGCCAAAUAAUCACAAAUGAUCGUCUUUCCCAGAUCACAUGGCAGAGAACGAUCAAAGGAAAAGCUCCAGAUGAUGUUUUCUUGAUAAUUCAGCCCAUGAUUGGACUCAAGUAUAGAAAUGAAAAGGAUUUCAGAUUUGAAUUUAUUGGAAAUUUCAAUGAUAAAAAUGGAACCCUAAAGUUUUCUAAUCCGACACUGAAGGAUGAAGGAAGCUACACAUGCAUCUUCAGCUUGUUCCCUGGUGGAACACCAAGCAGAAAUUCACAACUUGUAAUACUUGUGCCCCCAAUCACAAAUCUGAUGGAUUAUACACCCUUAGAGGGAAAUGAGGAGGUUCCACUUGCAACCUGCACGGCUGCUGCUUCUAAGCCGAAGGCAGAGGUGAGAUGGAUCAAAGGUUCUUUGGAAGGAAAAGUUCGAGAAGAAAUUAAGGAAACUCAGCAUGCUAAUGGUACGACCACCACAUGGAGUACUCUGCUUGGAAAACCUGGGAGAGAGAUGAAUGGUCAAUCAGUGAAGUGUGUCAUCUCAAGUGAGGCAACAAACGAAGAAAUCUUAGAAACCAACAUCCAGGUCCACUACCCACCUGGGAAUGUCAACAUUGUUGAACGAUCCGAAGUCUCAUAUGAGUGUGAAACCAAUGCUAAUCCAAAAGCAACUGUUACCUGGACAAGGUAUCAUUUAACCAGAUACACAAAUCGCACCCGCCUGUGCGGCGUGGCUGUCACUGCCUCUUAG
Molecule: messenger RNA, 990 nt
Organism: Oryzias latipes (Japanese medaka)
Lineage: Eukaryota; Metazoa; Chordata; Actinopteri; Beloniformes; Adrianichthyidae
Source: RefSeq, a predicted model, not a curated record